Messenger RNA from Penicillium lagena, 1101 nucleotides. RefSeq lists its product as uncharacterized. NCBI's taxonomy places the organism in Eukaryota, Fungi, Ascomycota, Eurotiomycetes, Eurotiales, Aspergillaceae. Bases 1 to 1101 code for a protein of 366 amino acids. The transcript is spliced from 2 exons. The record is from RefSeq and is a predicted model, not a curated record.
AUGUCCGACCAACCGCCCGAGAACACGCGGGGCAAGACUCCUCGGUCGAAGAAUGAUCGCGACACGGAUCUAUCACGACCAGCAGCAGAACCCUCCUCCUCUCCAACGAAGUCACCCUCAAACAAUCCCUCCACACAAUCCCUCGCAAGCCGCAUCCAAAGCUCCGCGACCAAUCUAGCGCGCUGCGCAUUCCACCCCCCAGCUCAGGAGCCGAAGUCUCCCGCACGCUGGCAAGGACCACGAACGGCAAAGCCGCCGGACCAUCUUCCCUCCCUUCCUCAUCUACACAAUACCACACCGCAAGCCACGAUGUCGUCGGGGGGGUUUACGUUGCCGCCGCUGACAGAAGAGGAGUUCCAACAGCAACGACAUCACUUCGACGAUGGGGGGAUUGUUCUGAGGGAUAGGGACGGGGACGGGGGUAGUAUUGAUCCUCUUGAUCCGCUACAAUCGGAAACGGGGAACUGGAAGGGCAAACAGCGGGCCUAUGAUCCCGUGCAGCGGAGAUUCGACACGACCUGGGAACGCGGCCAGCCUACCUCUUUCCAGGGAAUAGAUGGCAGCAGCAGCCAAGCCCAGAUAAAUUCCACAGACGGCGCAAGUGUCGUAUCCCUCCUCUCUGAUCCUGCCUUCGACGCCGGGUUCUCGACCCCAACAGAUACCGGCGACGAAGAGCCGGAACUGGAAACAGACCUCGCUUUCUCGGAACCUCCACCGCUUACGCCCGCUGAGAUGGAGAUGCUGGAUUCGUUCCGUCGACAGAUGACUCCUCCACCGCCUCAUUCGAUACAGUCUCAACACCUAACAUCACUCAGCCUCGUACCUGAUAUAGACACGUUCCUUCAGCAGAACGACACCUCCGCAGCAUCCGAAACAGCCUCGACCUCUUUGCGGGAUAAUGUACUCUCCCAUCUUCCCGGCGCAACAGAUUGGAUCGGUGUGCAGGAUCGGUAUCACGAUGAAGUGUGGGGGUUUUUACGGCCUGCGUUGGAGGCUGCGAAGACGGAGAUGGAGGAGAAGAGACAAGGUCCGCACAAUGAAGAUAAAGAUGGGCCUGCGGUGCGGAGGUUGAAGAUGAUAUUGAAGCAUAUGGGGACUUGA